GUGCGGUAAGUCAUUCGCGUGCGCGCGCCCACACACACACACACACAGAGACGGUUUCCCUCGUGCUCCCCUGACUGCACACACACGCACACACACACAGUCUUCUACAACACGCGCGUGCGACUCGUUUCUGCAUCCCUCCGUUAACUGCCCCGUCAUCACCCGUUACUCACGCCGUCAUUUCUCUUACGGCUUAAGAAAUACUUUUUUCUUUCUUUGCUUUCAGUUCCCUGAGGCUGUGCCUGUAUAAUUAGUGAGCACGAGACUUCUUGAGGAUUGGUGAAAAAGUACAGGAGAGUGGGAAAGAACUUCCUCUCUCACAGCAAACCUAGAUCAAAGGUCAAGUGUUUAAAGGUCAUGCUCUUAGUGUGAGCCAACAUGUUCCACACAUUCCCCAACAAAUCCAAGCCGCAUUCCCCAGUCUCACUGGAGAAGACCUAUUCACUCACGGCGCAUUAUGAUGACUUCCAAGAAGUGAAGUAUGGGAGCCGGUACAGCAGCAAUGGCAUGAGCUUGACACUGGGCGGGUCGCUAGAUCGUAGUGGGCGGUCCCGGGGUGGGACAGGAGGUGGGGCUGGUGGAAGUAAGUCCUCCAGUACUGAGAGAUGGAGUCGCCGUGAGAUCUGCCUGCUUUCUGCACUAGUCUUUGCCGGUGGCGUGUGCGUGAUCCUGGGCUGCAUGCUGGCGCUGAAGUUAGUCUGGCUGGACGCUCAGGACACUCACUGUGAGCGGGAGUGUGGGACAGUGCGGCGCUCGCUCCUGAGGGCUGCUCGCUUUGUCCAGGCCAACGUAGAUGCCAGCGUGGCACCUUGUCAUGACUUCUACAGCUUUGCAUGUGGUGGCUGGCUGCGACGACACGCCAUUCCUGAGGACAAACUCAGCUAUGGUGUCAUCACAGCCAUUGGGGAGCAGAACCAGGAAAAGCUACAGCGCCUGCUGGAGGAACCAGUCAGGAGGAAGGGCCCUAACAGUGCUGAGAGAAAGGUGAAGGAGUUUUAUCGUUCUUGUGUCAACAUCCAGGAAAUCGAUCGCCUCGGAGCCGAGCCCAUGAUGGAGGUGAUUGACAGCUGUGGUGGGUGGGACUUGGCUGGAGCGCCGUCUCGAGGGGCGGGUUGGGAAAGUGGCUCCGUCCAGACAAGACCUGACUUUAAUGAAAUGCUCUAUAGGACCCAGGGGGUGUACAGCACGGCCGUCUUCUUCUCACUCACUGUUAAUGUGGAUGAUAAAAACUCAUCACGCAAUGCCAUACGAAUUGAUCAGGAGGGUCUGACAUUGCCUGAGAGGACUCUGUACCUGGGUCAGGAUGAGGACAGUGUGAAGAUCCUGGCAGCCUACAAAGCGCUAAUGGAGCGGCUGCUGAGCAUGCUGGGCGCUCAUAACGCCACGGUAAAGUCCCGUGAGAUCCUGGACCUCGAGAUGAGACUGGCUAAUAUCACUGUGUCCGAAUUCGAGGAUCAGAGAAAAGAUAUCAGCAGCAUGUACAACCGCAUCACACUGAAACAGCUUCAACGCAUGGCUCCUGGUUUACACUGGAAGCGACUGCUGGAUAGAAUAUUCCAUGACAGUUUCUCAGAGGAAGAAGAGAUUGUGGUCCUGGCCACAGACUACAUGCACAAAGUCUCUGACAUCAUCAAGACCACGUCAAAAAGUGUUCUACAUAACUACAUGCUGUGGAGGAUUGUAGCAGCACUCAGCGAGCACUUAUCCACUGGGUUCCGAAGUACGAUCCAUGAGUUCUCACGUGAGAUUGACGGAACUGAGCGGCAGCUGGAGCUCAACCGCCUUUGUCUCAAUCAGGCCAACAAACACUUCGGCAUGGCACUGGGGGCACUCUUCGUCCAUACACACUUCUCGUCUCGCAGCAAGGCCAAGGUACAGGAGCUGGUGGAAGACAUAAAGCACUCGCUGGAUAUCAGACUGCAGGAGCUCGACUGGAUGGAUGAAGAAACCAAAGAGGCAGCGAGAGCUAAGCUCAAGUAUAUGAUGGUGAUGACAGGUUAUCCAGACUUCCUGUUAAAGCCAGAGCUCAUUGAUCAGGAAUACGGGUUUGAAGUGACCGAGAAGACGUACUUCAAAAACAUCCUGAACAGCAUCAAGUACAACAUCAACCUGUCCAUCAACAAGAUCCACAAGGAAGUGGACAAGACUACGUGGCUUCUUCCACCCCAGGCACUCAAUGCUUACUAUCUUCCAAACAAGAACCAGAUGGUUUUCCCAGCAGGAAUUCUCCAGCCGACUCUGUAUGAUCCAGAAUUCCCACAGUCUUUAAAUUAUGGUGGAAUUGGAGCAAUCAUUGGACAUGAGCUAACACAUGGAUAUGAUGACUGGGGUGGUCAGUAUGAUCGCUAUGGUAACCUGAAGCAGUGGUGGACCGAGGAAUCUUACAGAAAGUUCCAGAAGAAAGCAGAGUGUAUCAUCAAACUGUAUGACAACUUCACCGUCUACAGCCAGAGGGUAAACGGGCGUCUCACGCUGGGGGAGAACAUCGCUGAUCUUGGGGGGCUGAAACUCUCUUACUACGCGUAUCAGAAGUGGGUGAGGGAUCAUGGUCCAGAGCGGCCGCUACCAGGCCUCAAAUACACACACGAGCAGCUGUUCUUUAUUGCCUUCGCCCAGAACUGGUGCAUGAAGAGGCGGUCUCAGUCCAUAUACCUUCAACUGCUGACAGACAAACACGCCCCUGAACACUACAGGGUUAUCGGCAGUGUGUCUCAGUUUGAUGAGUUUGGUCGUGUGUUUCACUGCCCAAAAGGAUCUCCUAUGCAUCCUGUCAACAAGUGCUCUGUGUGGUAACCUUAUGACCUUCAUCACUGGCCUUUGACCUCUCACCAUUCAUCAUCCAUCCUCUCUCUCUGUCCUUAGUGGAUCCUGAAAUCACCCUCACACAGGCAGAGCAAAACAGAAAUGUUUCAGAGUGCUGCUAUGAGCUUAAUGUGUUCAUUUUAUCAUAAAUUUAACAUAGUUGUUAUGGUCACAGUAUAUGUCUUAUAUGAACACUUAGCAUGAACCCUUGGGUCAAUCAGUUCAGUCAAGAGUAUUGAAACAGCGUCCGUGCACAAACAUAUUGGAUUGCAAACUAGUUAGCUUACUGACUAGCAUGCUACCUAGCUAGCAUAAUCAAUUUUACUGCCCACUUUGAGCAAAUGUAUUUUUAAAAUAAUUUUAAUUUUAAAAUAUUAUAUAUUUUUCCCCUAUUUACAUGAACAUCUCCAUCCACCAUGAAAAUAAAAACACGCAAUGCCUUCUGGGUAUGUCCUGAAAUCAAGAGUGAAAAAAAUUGUCAAGUUUACAUUAAAGUUUACAUCAAAAUUUUAUGUCAAACGGAUGAGCAUCUUCCAUCUCAAUUUGACAAAAACAGGAGUCAAGUGAACUUUUAUCAAUAAAC
This is a messenger RNA of Neoarius graeffei (lesser salmon catfish), 3385 nucleotides long. RefSeq names its product endothelin-converting enzyme-like 1 (gene ecel1). NCBI's taxonomy places the organism in Eukaryota, Metazoa, Chordata, Actinopteri, Siluriformes, Ariidae. The record is from RefSeq and is a predicted model, not a curated record. Gene Ontology annotation, biological process: protein processing. The transcript has 19 exons. Gene Ontology annotation, molecular function: metalloendopeptidase activity. Gene Ontology annotation, cellular component: plasma membrane. Bases 379 to 2793 code for a protein of 804 amino acids.